Molecule: messenger RNA, 27913 nt
Organism: Planococcus citri (citrus mealybug)
Lineage: Eukaryota; Metazoa; Arthropoda; Insecta; Hemiptera; Pseudococcidae
Gene: Octalpha2R
Product: alpha2-adrenergic-like octopamine receptor
Exons: 3
Coding region: 1700-3343 (547 amino acids)
Biological process (GO): adenylate cyclase-activating adrenergic receptor signaling pathway
Cellular component (GO): plasma membrane
Molecular function (GO): G protein-coupled receptor activity
Source: RefSeq, a predicted model, not a curated record
ACAUUGAAAUAGUUUUACUGUCAUUGUGUUUCGAUAUACACUCGCCUUUUUUUACGUUCCGAAAGUUCGCCCAAAUUCGAUGUUGUCGAACUGUUUACUCGAUGGACGAUUUAUUUUAAUUUUUCGUUAGUAAUUUUUACGUCUUUCAUUAUCUGUAUAUUUUAUUGUUUAAUUUUUUUUUUCAUUCAAUGACGCGAAAUUUUAUCUACUGUUUUUGCUGAACGAGGAGAAUUUUUUUAACUGAAAACCGCAAGCUUAUUUGAAAAGACACGCUACGCAGCACAACGAAGAAACUAAAAUGGAAAGCAGAUAAGAGCCACUCCAAAAACCGUAUGAAUUAUUUAUUAGACAUUACUUAAAACUCGCCGAAUACGACGUAAAUUACGAAAUUUAUUUUGAAAAAUUUUCUUUUUAAGAAGUUUGUUUCCGAUGAAGGAGAUAAAAUUCCAGUUACAAAUAUUUUCGCAAACCGUUUCUCUUUUGCUUUCAUUAUGAGUUUUGUCUGGUGGAAAGAUAUUAGAAGGAAAAGACCGCCAAUUCAUUUGCAAUAUUGGAGGUAUUUCGUGUUGUUGGAUGAAUUACACUUCUUCAGUAGAGACAUUUAAAUUACAAUCAGAAUCGUCGCCUUCGUCGUCCUCCUUCUUCAUCUGCCGCCGCCGCCGCUGCCGCCAUCGUACGCGAAUUUGCUCAAUGUCGAGGAGCGAAAGCGUCAACCAGACGGAGGCAAUGUUGUAAAAUUCCGCUCAUUGUUUUAAUACCUACUUAUUAAUUAGCUCGUAAAUAUUAGAUUAAUAUAUUACGUACAUAUAUUCAUUAUUUUAUAGUUAACAGAAAACAAAAACGAAACCAAAAAAAAAUAAUGUAUUUCGAGUAAAGUUUAUAUAAAAAAAACUCCUAGUUUAUAUUUCUCUCUUCCCCCCUCUCUCUUUCUCUGUCUAUCUCGUAUGUAUUAAGUUGAAAAUUCCAACGUGUUUAUUAUUAAGUUUUAUGUCCUGGUCCCGGACAAAAAGGGUAAAAAGCAUUUAUUUAUAAAUCACAUUAAUUUAUCGAAAAGAUUUUUUUUUUAUCUACAGUAUUAACGUUAAAUGUGAAAGAAAUUUUUAAAAGCUUCGAUUUCGUUUGAAUUAUUUUUCGCCAAGUUCCUAAAAAAAAAAUCUAAUUUCCGAUUAUAAUCGCUUUUUUUUCUCUCAUUGAAAAACAACAUCUUUCAAUUUGAAAUUAUUUUUUUUUCUUUUUUUGGAAUUUCGUGGUCCAUAAAAAACGUACGUAUUUUUAAGAUUGGGAUAAUUUUUUUCACUCGUUCAUUUCGCCAAUUUACAUUUUUUUAUCGUUAUUUUUAUUUGCUGGUAAUUUUUUUAUAUUACGUUGAAGGCGUUUUAAAAUGAACAAAAAAUUAUGUUUUUGUUUUUUAAUUUAUCGCAAUCUGUAAAACAAAAAAUCAUACGUAGAUUUAUAUCGUUUGAUAUGAUUUUACUAUACGAUAUUCUGUAUUGCAUUAUUUAAUCGAUACGUGAAGAAAAAAAGUACCAUCAGCAGCUAACCAACAGCAGCAGCAGCAGCAGUAAUAGAAGAAGAAAAAGGGGACACAAAAAAAAUACCAAUACGAAAUAUAAUAUACAAAAAUUCAAAAUCGUCGGCUACCGUUGAAGUCUGUAAGAAUGUUCAGACAUAUUAAUGGUUACCAGACGUUAUAGAAGUGAUGGAGAGAACGGAAUUAUUACUAGGUCCGAAUACGACAGAAAAAUUGUAUUUUACGUUCGACGAAAAAGAAUUUGCAGUUGUUCUAAACGAGAAUUUCAAUUUGACGAAUAGCUCGUUCAGAUUUAAUGAUACGUAUUUAAUAUAUGGCACAUACUACCCGAGCGGUUACUCAUUGCCGAGUAUCAUCGUAGCAUCGAUAUUUGCCAUCAUAUUGAUGAUAUUCGUAGUGGUUGGAAAUCUACUGGUGAUCGUCGCGAUCGCCACGGAGAAAUCAUUGAAGAAUAUACAAAACUGGUUCAUCGCUAGUUUAGCGGUAGCUGAUUUUUUUCUCGGUGUUUUAAUCAUACCAUUUUCGUUAGCCAACGAACUAAUGGGCUAUUGGAUAUUCGGUAGUUUUUGGUGCGACAUUCAUUCGGCGAUGGAUGUGUUAUUGUGUACCGCGUCUAUAAUGAAUUUAUGCCUAAUAUCGUUAGAUCGCUAUUGGUCGAUAACCCAAGCUAUAGAUUAUUUGAAAAAACGAACUCCAUCUAGAGCUGCCAUUAUGAUCGCGUUAGUGUGGAUAUUAAGCGCUGUUAUAUGUAUACCUCCGCUACUCGGAUGGAAAGUGAGAAGACCGCCGGAAGCGUUUCCUAAAUGCGAGCUAAGCAAGGAUAUCGGCUACGUGUUAUAUUCGGCGCUUGGCUCGUUCUACAUACCGAGCUGUAUCAUGGUGUUCGUGUACAUAAGGAUAUAUUUCGCUGCCAAGGCGCGAGCUCGUCGCGGUAUCCGAAAACCGCAAACUCGACCGAGCGCGAAAAACUCGGAUAAAGGUGGCUCGGCGACGUCGCUGCAGCGUAAAACGCCCAGCUGCAUAACGACGCCGCAAGGUCCAACGAUAUCCAUACCCAUCGACACCAAUUCGAAUAACAACUCGCCGAUGUCGAUAACCAUCGAGCCGCGACCCACCAGCAUACCAAUAGUAACGUGUGAUUAUGCCAGCGACGCUAGCACCAGCGACAAUAUGGAUGCGCCGACAGACCAUCGUGAUAUGUGCGGUAAAGAUACACUGAAAGUAUUCACGACUAGCGGUAAACCUCCUUUAAAUAGUUCCUUUCGCGGAUCGACGCUAUCGAUAAAUGGCGACAUUACGGCCAUGAAUCGAUGCAGAGCACCGAGCGUCGGUAUCGACACCGAUCUCGUCAGCGAAUUCGAUCCGUCGUCGUCCGACUCGGGCGUCAUGCAAAAAUGCGUCUCUGUGAAACCGCUCCGUUUGAGGCUGUGCAAACCUAUAUUCCGUAAAGGAACGUCGAAAGCUAAACGCGAAAUGAUCGACAUGGGUAAAUUGGCUAGUAGCGGGCAAGAGGUGCAGAAGGUUAAACAGCAGAAGCCUCGCGAUCCCGAACGCGAAAAAAGACGGAUCGCUAGAAAGAAAGAGAAAAGGGCAACGUUAAUAUUAGGGUUAAUUAUGGGUUCUUUCAUAUUGUGCUGGUUACCAUUUUUUUUGCUUUAUAUUUUAACUCCGAUUUGUGAUUGCCACAUACCUCACAUCGCUUUCGCAAGCGCAUUCUGGUUAGGUUAUAUGAAUUCGGCUUUGAAUCCGGUUAUAUACACUAUUUUUAAUAAAGAUUUCCGAAGAGCAUUUAGAAGGAUAUUGUUCAAGUGAAAUUUACCUAUUAUUUGUUCAUUUUUAUUACGACGAAGGAGGUCUGCUGGAAUUCAUCGCUGUCUCGUGCUUUUCGAACCAUUAAUCGACGAUUAUUCGAAAAAUAAAUUUCAAAUCAACGAAUUAUAUCUUACUGAUAGUGAUAACACUAAUGAGAAGGGUUCUAUAUCGAUGCAUAGAUUCAUCGAAAUGCACAAGGUACUGAACAUAUGCAUCUCUAUCAAUUUUUCAUCAAAUAAAAUCAUGGUUUCGUGACAAAAAAAUCAGAUUUUAUUGUGGAAGGGUUACUUUUAUGCUACAAAAAAAUCAACAAGCAAGUUUUUUCCAUUUUUUUUCUUUUUUUUUUUGAAGUUGAAAGAAUGAAGGAGGUACAAGUUUGGACAACAAAAAAAUCGGUCAUUUCUGGCAAAAGAAAAUUCAUGGCAUUUUCCAACAAAAUAAAUGUUCCAAGACUGAAAAUAAUUCAAACCCAAUAUGUAAAAUAAAAAAUAGCGGUAAGAAUAUUCAAAAAAGUUCGAAAAAAUCAAUCUGAAAUUAAAACAUCAAAAUUUCAAGGAAUCUAGACAAUCAAAUUUGAAACUUAAAAACUUAUAAAUUUCAAUCAAUACCAUAAUAUUUGUCUAAAAACGGAAGAAAAUCAAAAAUAAUUAAUUUUUUUGAUUUUGAAAAUAUCUACACUAGAGCACAAUACUCAGGAACCUACUUAUACCUACUGGUAGACUAUUGUUUUCAAUAUUGAAGAAAAAAUACCACAAAUAAUACCCCCCCCCCCAAAAAAAAAAAAUCCGGAAAAUUUGGCAAAUAUUGUAAAAAGUGGAAAUGUUAAAAAAUUUCCCAACCUUAAAUUUCAAAAAAAUUGAAAAUGUAAGGAAAGUAAAUGAUCUGCAGCAAUCCAUAUUUUUUUAUAGUCUUCCUUAGAUACUUCCUGAAAUUGUUGGAUUUUAUGAGAGAAUAACUCCCUUUAUCUUUUCCAUUUCUCUUCUAGUCUACAAAAUGUAUCAUCAAAAGCCCCCUACCUUUUUUUCAAAAAAAAAAAACAACUGAGAAACAUAUUUUUAUGUAAAAUUUGAAAUUUUUCCAAAUUACUUACUUAAGUAUGUAUACUUCAUUUUUUCAAAAAAAAAAAAAAAAAAAAAACUCUUUAACCUCUUAAUUAAUACCUAUUGACUCUUUCCGUGCAGGAAAGGUCCAAAAUUUCAGAAAUAAAUCAUAGGUACAAAUAAAGUGUAAAAUCGUCAAGCACUUUUCAAAAAAUUUCAAUUUGUGGAUAAGAAUUUCUUUAUUUAGAUGACUAAUUCUUUUUCAACACAGAGACUUCUCUAGUCUUUUUUGGAUCAUUUUGAACCAUUCUAAAUUUCCUAAACGGAGCACCAAAAAUUGAAAAAAAAAAACUGAAAAUAAAUAAAACUAAAAAAAUAUGUAAAAUUUUCAACAACUUUCGAAUUUUUGUACCAAAAUUCUUCCAAAGAAUUUCUUUAGAUGACUAAUUCUUUUUCAACACAGAGACUUCUCUAGUCUUUUUUGGACCAUUUUGAACCAUUCUAAAUUUCCUAAACGGAGCACCAAAAAUUGAAAAAAAAAUGAAAAUAAAACUAAAAAAGUUGGUAACAAUUUUCAAUUUCUAUGUAGGUAUAAAAAAAAAUAUGUAAAAUUUUCAACAACUUUCGAAUUUUUGUACCAAAAUUCUUCCAAAGAAUUUCGUUAGAUGACUAAUUCUUCUCUAGUCUUUUUUGGACCAUUUUGAACCAUUCUAAAUUUCCUAAACGGAGCACCAAAAAUUGAAAAAAAAUGAAAAUAAAUAAAACUAAAAAAGUUGGUAACAAUUUUUAAUUUCUAUGUAUAAAAAAAAUAUGUAAAAUUUUCAAUAACUUUCGAAUUUUUGUACCAAAAUUCUUCCAAAUAGUCAAAAAAAACUCCAUUUUUUGGUACCCCAAGUAAGGUUGGUCGAUCCUCACAUACAAAAAUAUCCAAAGGUUUAAAAAAAAUGGAAAACUUUUCAAUGUUUCCUAAUUUUUGAAGAUGGUCCUCCUCCUCCCUUUUUCAUGUAAAUCGUCGAUUUUUCGGUUGGGGGGGGGGGGUUAAAUAUGAAGCCCGACUCGUCACUUUUCAAAUGCAUAUUUUUCUCACGAAACUCCUCAAAGAGAGACUACCUAAGUACUUACCCAGGUAUUUCAAAAAAAAAAAAAAAAAAAAUGGGUAGAAAGUUUUGAUAUUUGAAAGUUUGUCCAGAUAUUUCAAAUUUAUUCAAUCAUUUUCAGAAAUCAGAGGAGCUGAACUUUAACGUUUUCUUCAUAAAGAAGACCAAAAGUACGAAAAAUAUAAGGUCUUAAAUGAAAGUAAUGACAGAUCGAACAUCAUGGAUAGGGAACUCUGCACGAUUUUUUCCAAGUUUUUCAAAGUCUUACAAAACGACAGAAAGUCAUACCUACAUUGUUAGAAAUCUUGGAAUAAUUUUAGUAGAUACUUCAUUUCAUUUCUUGAUCCCUUCUCCCCUCUGAUCUUGAAAGUCAAGAUCUAAAAGUCUAUUUCAACGUCCCUCAAGAUGUCAAAAAUUGCUCAUUUUUUCCAAAGCUUGCAAAAAGUUUAGAAAACGUGAAUUCUCAAAAGUUGAACUGACAAAUUGAUAUCGUUUAAUUAAAUAAAUGUAGGUACCUACUCCAAACAUUGGAAAUGUAUUCAUUUUUUUCUCUUUUCAAAAAUGUGACAGGCCUUGGCCCAAAAAACAUAUCCAUGCCUAAUUCUCUGCUAAAAUAAAAUAUGUACCUACCUACCUAUAAGAGGAAAAAAAAGGAACAAAAUUCGAUAAUAAUUUCUAUGUAUUUUAAGAAUUUUUUUGAUUUUUUAUGAGAUUUUUUUUAAGUCUUCCCCCACACAGUUCAAUUUUCAAAAAGAAGGUAACCAAUUUUCUCAAGGAUUAUUCUCAUAAAAACCAACAACUUCAAGAGGUGAAACGUAGAGAGGCAGAAAGAAAAGAUAAAUACAAUCAUAAGUCACGUUGAAAAAAAAUUACAUCAACGUUCGGACGAAAUUUGCUUCAAAAUUUUUUUCAAAAAAUUGGAACGAGCAAUAAAAGUUGUCAGAAAUAUCGAAGUCAUUUAAAAAUAUACAUAUCUUCAACAUCUCGAUAUGUCAAUAUUUUGACAUUCAUUUACCUAUCAGUAGAUAUCUUGUACAAUCAACUUUGAUCUUUUGAAUGAAUCAUAAAAUCUACGAAACACAAAAUAUUUAGCAUAAAUUGAAACUUCCAUCGCCCUCGCAGGUCUUAAAAAUACUCAUCGACAUAUUUCAUUUGCAAUUUUGAGAUAUAAAUUAAAAUUAGUAAAACCUCAUAAAGCUCAAAAAAACCAUGCAAAAUACCCUAAAAUACAACCAUAACCUUUUUGAAGCAAGCAAUACCACUAUUGUACUGCUUCGCAAAUGUGUUCCUGUUUCAUACCCAUCGAAACGACCACAAUUACAAUACCAUCAUAAAAAUGACAUAACAAAAUUAUCAAAGAAAACCACUCAUAUACCUACUUAAUAGGAACAUUGAAAUUAUUCAAAUAAUUCUAAUAUUUAUUCAAUCCUGUAUCUUUCGUGAUAAGAUCCAUUCAGAAAUUCAUACAAUUCAUUACAUAUUUUGUUAACCCCAUCAUAGAAUGGACGUUUAAUAUGACCCUUCGUCCUUUCUGAGCCGAAAAGCAACUCUACUCUGGUGUUAGCUGAUAUCAUUAGUUGGAAUUUUUUCAUUUUUCUAAUGUAUGUAUCACUGAUCUCAAUUCAUUAUCCUUUCGCUAGUGAUUCGAAAUAGUAAAGUAGAACAUUUUUGAGACACAAUUUUCGCAAAUCUUAUUCACUUUGUAAAGAAAAAAAAAGUCCAAUUUGAUAAGCAUAUAUUCGUAUUCUAUACCUACAAAAUUACUAAGGGAAACGUAAUGACCGAAAUUUUUCGCAGACAUCUUUCGUACUACCUACGCAAAGAGACAUGCAAAACGAACCAACAAAACUACCAAUUAGAUAAAAUCUCACGAAUAAGUACUACGAAACCCAUGUACAAUAAUAAAAAGACUUACAACCAAAAUACAAACUUCAAACGAAAAGUAAACAAGAUUUUAAAUUAAUUUUAGACGUUAGGUUUAUUUAUAGACCAAAUGGAAUAUAAUCAACGAUAUAGAAUGUCUUUUUGAAAACCCCAGACGAAGAAGAAGAAGAAGAGAAAAAAUUCUCAAAAACGAAACUCACUUCGGUGUGGUUUUUAAAUUAGAAAGCUUGUGAAAAGUUCCAUCUCGAAAAAAUAUUUUAAUGGGAUGUUGAUAGGUCGUUAGUGAAAAUGAAGAUGUAUUCUUCCAGCGGUACGUCACCUUUUAUUUAUAUUUCAGCUUAAGGCGUCAGAAAUCAAAAAAGGAAAAAAAAAUGUUUUUUCUCCUCGGUAGCCGUAAGAAAAAUAUGCUUAAAAGAGGAAUAAUACGUUACGGCAAAAUUAAACGAGUUUUUUGUUUCAGUUUGCGGUAAUUUUGUGAAAAUUCCAUAAAACUUGAAAGCAUAUUUUUCUUAAAAGGAAUAUCGAAAUGGACUUUUUAGAAUUAUCGUACGUUCGAGUGUAACCGACACUUUCUAAUUACUUUAUGACACGACUGCGUGGUUUCAAAAUUCACGACGAUUUCUUUAUAGGGGGUGGAAAAAAUACAUCAAAAAUAUACUUUGAGUUGGUGGAAUAAUGAAUCGAAAAAUUCGAAUCCAAUAAUUUAAAUUCUAUCGAACAGCAUAAAAAAUUUUCAUUUAUAAUAAUCACGUCAAAAAAGAUCGCAGUUGAUUAAUUUUUUUCUCGCAGUUUAUUCAUCAAUCAGGAGCAGUACAGUGGUAUUUGUUUUCUUUUGAUCUCGUUCUCGUAGUAAAAUUUUUAAAAGAAACGUUCCAUUGAUAAAAGCCCUCGAAGUUAAAAUCGAUACUUUUGAGGUGAAAUUUUCGUACACAUUUUUUUUCAAUCUUGAAAAAAUAAGGGCACUGCACGAGAAAGCGAUGAAUUUUCAAGACUUCCAAAAUGGCAAAUAGUUUAUAGAUUUAAGCGAAUUGACCGUACUGAAAUUAUAGGAGUCAAUAAUUUAUUUAAUGACACCAAGAUUUUUAAGUUUGUCAAUUUUUGUUUCGUAUAUCAAGAAUAAGGUAAAUUUUUCAUUAGUUUAAUUCGACUUCCUAUAUCAUAAUCUGCGCGUAAAUUUACUAUCUUUUCCAACUGUUUUAUUUUUUGUUCGCUCUCAAAUGUUAUUUUACGUUAAAAUUUUUAUCAUCGAUAUGUCAUUUUUAAAAUGAGACUUUAUCGUCGUAAAUGCGUUCGUAUAUAGUAAAUUUUUCGACACAAUUUCUCUCUUUUGACCUACUCACGUUUAUCAUCAUUGUACAGCACAAUAGCCGGACGAAAAUUUUCCACAUAAUUUUUUUGGGGGUCCGUUCACGACGACGGUUUUUAUACAUUUGGAGCCUCGUAGACGACUAUUGCGAGUAUAUUUCCUUCAAGGAUAUCGUGUUGAAUUUCGUAUCGUUUUGAUGGCCUCGAUUUGCUAGAUUAAAAGACUUAUCGCAAUUCAUGUCUUAUCGUAUCACUUGAUCAAUGUGAACAGUUGGUUCUUAUAUAAAGGAUUAUAAAUGAUAUCUCAAAUCUCAGCAAAUCUCUAAAUCUUUUCUAAGCAGGCUUCGCGAACACAGCGAAAAAAUUUUCCUCGCAAGAUGAACCGUGAAAAUUUACAGCAGAAAAAAUUUUUACGAGGUAGUAAAAUAUGAAAAUACAAACAUUAGUCGACUAUAAGGAAGUCUAGAAUAUUUUCAAACACGAUAGUAUUAUUCUUACUUUGAGCAGCAAUGUUGCUGUCUGGGAGAUUAAAAAUUCCAGCUUAUCUUUUCUUUUCCCUUUUUGGUGUUUGGGUGUAUCGUAUUUUCGUCAUCCAUUUUGAGAAAUUUCUCCUGGGAAAGGCUGCCUCUGCCUACAUUGUACAUACCUUUACCUACGAGUAUGGUUCCGGUGAUGUAAGUAAAUACUCGUAGAUGGUCGAAAAUUUGAAUAAUUUUUCAAGACGAAUUUAAUCAUUUUUUAUACACUAUAAACUCUCCUGGAAUCGUUUCCUCAUUGAACUCUUCAAAAUAUUCAAAGUUCAGUACUGAAGUUCAUCGAUAAUUGUCUUCAAUACAUUAGCUCUUGAAAAUAUUAAAUACAUUGAACACUUAAUCAAAAUCAAAGUGAACUAAACAAAACACCAAUUGAAAAAAACAGUCGUACCAUUUGAUAAAUUUUCCACCAUAUUAGGAUUUAAAUCACGUUGAAUAAACGUAAAUAAAUCAACGAUUAAAACAUUAAAAUGCUACUCGAGUAAAACUUGCUGCCAUUUUGACUGUGACAUAAAUUUUUUUCGCCAAAUGUCAAAGAAACGAUUUUUAAUACAUUUUAUUUUAACCAGUUCAAGUACACUAUCGUACUAUUCGCAUUUUAUACCAUAUCUACGAGUCCUUACACAAGGCAGAUAUUUCAUUAGUCACGCAAUCUGUUAUUUUUUUUAUUCCAUCUUGGCCUGCUUUUUUACGCAGCAAACAUCCAGAAUGUUUCUGAAAGGAAAUAAGAUAUACUCUUCAAGUUUUCUUAUAAAAAUGGCUUUAUAGAAAGCUCCGUAAGUUUAUUUUAGUCACGUUUUGAAUAAUAUAUAAGAAAAAAAAAAACACAAAAUAAAAUAAAAAUCACUAGUACCUACCUACGCUAUCCCCUUAGUUUUAUAAUUACAAGAAAAUAUUCGUUAAGAGUUAACUUUCAUUAAAAACUUGCGCAGGGCUUUUAAUAAAGUCAAAAAGUUUUCGCAAAAGUUGUCUACCUAUCAUCCGAGUUUUUUCUUCAUUUGAAAAAUUCACACCGUACUUAUAGUUAUCAAGGUGAUUUUUUUUUGCUCUCUGUUUAUGGUGGUUUUUUUUCUGCUGCCCUUGAAUAAUUCUUAUCUCGAAUGAAACGUUGAAUAAGAAUGGGAAAAUUAUAAAUUUUGGACCUGAAAUGAAAGUAAUUUCAAAUUUCGUCACAUUUUUUUUUUUUUUUUUUUGACUCAUAUUUUCUCAAGUUUGUGAAAAUUUUCCACUGUUUUUCUCGAAAUGAAAAUAGAAUAGGCUAAUGAGGAAACAAAUAACAGAAACCUCCUACAUAGUUUUAUUCGUAUUCGUGUUCCUCAGACCUCAGAGAUCUCUUUUACAAAAAAUCUCAAACUCAAAAAUUUGAAAUUAUUCUGGAAAAAUGAAAUUCACCCCUCAAUCAUUAAAAAAAAUAAAAAUUUUAUAAAUUAUAUUGGAAUAGAAAAUCCUAUAAAAUUUGAUUUAAAGUCGAGAAUUUCAAACAACAAAUUUUUCUCAUCCCAGUUAGGAUUUUAAGAUCAGUACCACCUCAAAUAAAGUAUGUUUCAACAUCAUUCAUCGAGAUUAGGCUGAUGAGAAAUUUUCCAUUGAAAUAUUCUUUUCAGUAUAUAAUAAAUUGUCUUUUCUCUCCCCUACCCUUGUCAGAGCACCAUGAACACUAGAAAAAAAAUUCAGAAUGAAAAAUGAUUCACUUUUGAUGUUGUACAAAAUUUUUGUUUUAAACACAUUUUUCUCAUUUUGUUUUGUAGUCAUGAAAGAGUUCAUAGAUAUAAAGAGGGAAGAGGUCAGUUUUUUUUUUCAAAAUUUGAUCACUUCUAGCUCCAUGAAAAAAAUUUUAGAACACAAAUACUUUCUGUUGUGAUUUUACACCUCCACAUACUUUUAUGUGUACUCACUAUUUUACAUAAUUUGAACAGUUAUGGCGGAAAAACCAAAAUCUGAACUUCUUUUGAGUCCUUGAAUGAGGAACAAUAGGUACCUACUCAAAAUUAUAGAUCAUCAGUGGUCACAAAAAGCAUUGGUACAACUCAAAAAAUGGCAACUUUUUAAAAUUGAUGUGACGAGCUAAAAUUUUGACAUAAUUCAACCACUACGUUAUCAGAAGUUUAAUUUCCAGCACAAAAUAUGCAUUUUCUAUCUUCAACAUGGAGGAUGAAACCUUCAAAAAAUUAGAGAGAGCAUGACUACUUUGAAAAAAAAAAUCAAAAAGAACACAUCUUUCUUCUGCUUCAUGCAAACGUGGCUCUUCCUCGAUCUUUCCAAAAAAAAAAAGUAAUUUUUGCAACUUCAAGUUCGAAAAAAUAAUCAAAAAGUUACGAAACAUUUUAAUAUAGAAAAAAUCACGAAAAAACAACCAGUACAUUUUCAAUACUUGAUAUACCAAAAAAUAAAACUUGAUCAAGAUUUCAAAAUUUUGACAAAAUAAAGCAGGAUUUUUGGGAAUUUUUGUCAAAAAGUGAGGCUAUUUCACUAUUUUUUGGCCCCAAAAAAAAAGACAAUUUAAAAACAAUUCUUAGGAAGGAAGUGAGAAUUUUUGACAAUUUCUAGCACAAAGCGAGACUUGGGACAUUUUUUGGAAAAAAGUGAGAUUUGGAUUUUUUUUACAAAAAAGUUGACAAUUUUUAGGAAAAAGUGUGGCUUUAAUUUUUUUGCAAAAAAGUGACAAUUUUUAGAAAAAAGUGUAACUUUGAUUUUUUCGCAAAAAAAUGUGACAAUUUUUAGCAAUUUUUGGCAAAAAACGAGAAUUUUAGGCAAUUUUGACAACAGGUAAACCUUUUUGCAAAUUUUGCCACAAAGCGAGAAUUCAAUAAAUUUUAGAAAAUAGUAGAGCAGAAAUUUUUGGCUAAAAGCGAAACUUCUCAACAAUUUUUAGCAAAUUUAAGGUGCUUCUUUUUUACACUUUUUGUGGAAAAAGUACCUAACACUUUUUCACAACUCUUUGGUAAGAAAGUCAGCAUUUUGGUCAAUUAUUUUCAAGUUUUUGAGACUAUAACGUCAUCUUGAAAAAAAAGUCAUUUCGUUAAAUAUUCCAACACCUUUUGUGAGCACGUAUACGUAGUUUUGAAUUGAAAAUCAAACGUGAAAUUACGAUCUGUUGAAAUCGACGGUGUUAAAGACAGAAAUCUACCAGAAAACUCCACAAAUUAGCUAUAACACUUCUUUAUGUGCUUAAAAACAGGCGAGAAAAAAUCCAAAAAUCCAGUUUAUUGAAUUUUUGACCUUAACCAAUCAUUCGAAAACGUUUGAAAAAAAAUACUGAAAAUGGUAGAAAUACAACAAUUUUAUAUUUUCAACAGGAGUUUUCGACUCACACACGAUGUGUAAAAAAUAAAAAAAUGAGAAAAAAAUGGAAAAAAUACCCACAUUGAUCUUUAUUUUUCUACCAAGUGAUGAAUUUACAUGUUUAAAGCAUCAAUCAAGAUUUUCCCCCAGGAGAGAAAGACAAGAAGACAAGUGUAGGCAAAUUUUUCUAGUUCUGAAGUUUUUUCAACAGUAGUUGAAAUAAAAAUUGAACUAGAAGUGUAAAAAUAUUAAUCUUAAAUAAUUAUUCUUUCCUCAGAUUCAUUUUUAAAACAUUUAUUGUUGUUAAAUUUUUCAAAAUCCUACGGUAUCAUUAUUUUCAGGAAGAGAACUUACCAUUAAAUUGAAUUUUUAAGUCAUAAUAAAAUAAUUUCACAACAAAUUUCUUUCAAAAUCACAAAAAAGAACUUUUGCAGCAGUCACUCAAAUGACAAUUUUUUAAAACCAAUUUGUAAAUUCCAACGAAAACCCCCUCUCAUUUAAAAACUUGAAAUAAAAAGUCAAAACUCUGAAAAAAAAAUCAUACGAUAGGUAAUUUUUAUCAAACUCCCACCGAGCAGGUCAAGCUUUGAAAAAUAUUUAGGAAAUUUUUCAAUGUGGUUUUAAAACCACCACAUUGCAUACCGUAUUUUGAUAAUGUAAAACAUAUAAAAGUUACCUUAUAUACUCGUAUAGCCUCGUUUUAGGGAAUUUCUCAAGCUCUAGGAAUGUUUCAUAGACAAACCUAAAGGCAUCCACUUUGUCAAACGUCUUAUUAAUUUUAAAUAUUUUCCAGUCUCCGAUGCACAAAGGUCUUAUAAAGAGGCGACUAGAUGGAAAAAAGUUGUCUUUGUAUUUGGGAGCUUUGGGAUCAACGAAGGGACUAAGACAAGUAUGUAUGUGGCGAAACUACAAAAGGAAUAAUUUAAUAUGGAAUUUCGACAAGGUACCUACUUCGUUGGUUGUCAAAAUAGCGGGUUAUAAUUCACGCACAUUGUGUACACAUAUUACAAAUAGGUAGGUAGCUGCUACAUUUUUACCUUAAUGUAUUGCUUUGUGGAUACAUAAGGAUAUACUUAGGUAGCAUAAGACGAGGGGGGAGAUUUAGAAGACGUUAUUCAAAUCGAUUUAAAACAAGCUUACCGUUCAUUAAAUCGCUUUUAAAUUUCACUGUUCGUUCCAGCGAAAAGCAAUUUUUCCACUUGGAUGGCAUUUUUUAGUUUAAAAUUUUCACCAUAUAGAUUUUAUAAAAGGUUUCGUCGUUCUAGUGACUCAAAAAAAAAGUCUACUUUUUUUUUUCGUCGUCGUCAACUGCCUCCGUCUCGCCGCCUUUACGUAGCAAACGGUCGUCGAAAAUUUAUUCCGAAUGAAAUCAUAAUUCACUUUUUUACACAUUUAAAGGUAAAUACACGUUUUAUGUUUUUAAAUUAUACAGCAUCAUUAGAUUCGAGAAUGAGGAAAAUCCGCGCAAAACGUCGUAAGAGAUAAACGAUUGCGAAGAGAAAAAAAAAUCCCACCUGUUUUUCAAUUAAGACCCCAACUGAAGAGAAAACGAUAAAUAACCUGAAAAUGUAUAAUUUAACGUUUGUCGGAAAAUUCUCCAGGUUUAAGGAUGAUGCGAAUGAGAGAUGCAGUGGUUUUUUUCUCUCCCCUUCCCCCCUCCCUUUUGAGUGCAAAUUUAAUUCUAUAAACGAGUUUAUUUUUUCGCUUGCAUUUUAACGUCGUCGUCGAAUGGCCUACUCUCGUACAAUUUGGCGGUUGGGUAAGUUUGUGGAAAAGGGACACGUGAUGAAAGAGUAAAUGUAAAAGAACACGCUAAGGAUGUUUUAGAUUUUGCAAAGUUAAUAGACUAUGAUAAAAGGAGGAUAAUUCGACGUGUACUUUAUUCGCCUUCGAAUUAAAAUUUCACUUAGUUUUACUCCUGUUAUUUUUUUCAUUUGUGUUCCUGUAUACUCGAAACAUGCGAAGUAACGUUUUUCUCUUUCAAUCUAACUAGUAAUUGGUGAAAUUCGCUUAUUUUGAGUCUUAGUAUGUAUAAAAUGUAAGAGCAAAGUCGAAUUUAAAGUCUAAAAACGUUUCAUUAACCAAUAAGCCAAGCGAGGACGUAUAUAAUGAAACUAAAAUAAACGCACGCACUAGAAUUUGGUCAGUAUUUAUGUCCCUUCGUUUUACCCUACUCUCCUUACUGUAUUUGAACCCGAAACAAAGUUGAUGAGAAAAGAUGCUGGUAUUUUAAAAAUUGAUCUAUUUCCAUUUCGCAAUCGAGAAGACCGUUUUAAAGUUUCUUUCGCAAAAGAUUACGACGAAUUACUCGAGUAUCUCAUAAUGUUUCAGAUCAAAAACGGAUUUAUUAAGUUGGAUAAGUUUUUGAACGUAUUAAUUUCAGCGGAUCAUAACGCUCGUACAACUAAUUUAAUGACUUAAGCCGUGUAAUUGGUUUCGUGUUUCUGCCAAUUAAUACAACAAAGUGUAAUUAAUCGCCGGAACGAUGAAAGCAUUUAAUCGCCCAAUCAAGAAAGAUAUUCCGCUCGAAAACAAACUCCAAAAUACUCGUAUCUAUAUUAUAGUUACUCGUCGAAAACAAAAAUGAAGAGGGAAAAAAAAGAUGUACCGAGUUAAACUUUUUCUUUCAAGAUGGUCUCGUUACCCAAAUUACUAGUUAUAGUAUAAGUAAGCUGAACGUGGAAAAACUGAAAGAGAAAAUUUUUAAUAUUUUAUCUUCUCAUCGAAACCAAAACGAAGUAAAGGAGGGAGUCAGUUUUUCAAAAAUAUGUGCGUAGGAGUUACUUAUUAUAGGCUAAGCUGUAGUCUUUGCUUUUGAUAUUCGAGCAGCAGAACAAGAGUUUGAAAUUUUCCCUUUUUUCGUAGAAUUCGCGUAUUUUUUUUUUUUUUAGGACGAUCUCGAUAGAGAAUAAAAUCUUAAUUAAAUUUUCAAUUAUUUCCAUACACAGAGAGGAAAAGAAACUCGAGUAUAGAUAGCUCCAUGGUCAAUGGUAUAAUCUUAUAGUACCUACUAUAAGAAGCCCGAGGGAACUGGGUUCUCUUUUUCGUGAGUAAACUUAUUAAUUUCAAGAACAAAAAUAUCGAGCCAUUAACUUCUUUUGUGUUGGCAACGCCUUAGCUUCGAGAUUAAAGGAAUUAUUUUCGGUUUUAUCCGAUGGCGAAUCCGGGUGUAAAUUGACCGUUUUGACGUCGAGAUGAAAAUUUUACAGCGUCGAGGAUGAAAGUUCGAUGGUAAGGGGAAAGCUUGAGAUUUUCAAAUUAAGAAUUAACUACUCGAAAAGACUCGUGAAUGUAAUGAAAAUAAUGUAGGUGUACUUACUUUCAAUUUCUGUAUUCUGAUUUUUUUUUCAAAUUCAUAAGACGAUUUUCUUGCAUCCCAGUAGAUCAUUUUUCUUCGUCAGGAAAAUCAAGCAUCGAUGAAACUUGAUUCUAAAAAUAUUGUUACUUACUUUUCCAGCCUUGUGCAACAUUUUAUCGCAUACAUUUCAUUCGAAGGAAAUUUUCAAUUUUUUUUUUUUAAAGAAAAGAAAUUCUUGGAAGGCAGGAAUCUUGCCGGCAGUAAAAUUUUUGAAAAUGGCAAAACUGAGCCAAAAAAAACGUGUAAAAAUACAUCAUCAGCCCAAAUUUCGGAUGCCAAAGUGUACUUUUCGAUUUUAAAAAUCUUUGGUCCAAAAAUCAAAAGUUUACCAAACUAAACUAUAAAUCUGAAAUUUGGCUUGAGUCUUAUUUUUGAUCACUCGAAUCGAUAGGAAACGGUUUCGAACCGUUUGGAGGACUUCUGGAGCCUCCAGCAGAUUUUUGAAAAAUGAAAUUUCCACAAAAGUAAAAAGCUGAAAUUUCCUUUAUAUCUCACUACAAAUCCAAAGUGCUGGGCCAAUUGGCAUUUAUUCAUGCUAGAGUCAACAUGAACGGAUUUUAGGGCAUUUUUUCGAAAAUCAGAAUUUUUUAAAAAAAGUCACUGGAGACUCCAAGAACGACUGAAAAUGACCUAUAUAGUCAACUCAACAUGUUGAAAUAAGAGUCUAAAGUAAAUUUUAGUUUUUCAAUAGCCUAAAAAACAGUAAAAAAUAAUUUCCAGGAUACAUGUAUCAAGUGUUGAAAAAUCACAGGGUCUAUCAUGGUAUUUUAUGGACCACAAAUAUUUGAGAAAUUGUCCAAAAAUGGUAAAAAAAUGCGUUGAGCAACUAAAACUUUGGAAAUCGACUUUUCUAGUCACAGUUUGAAUUUCCUGGAGAUAAGUCAUGAUUUUGAGUCUAGGCAUCCAAAAAAGAAUUUUUUAAGUCCAAAGUUUUCAAAAAAAAAUUCCCCAAAAAUGGUCAAAAACUGUGAUUGGGCAUCUACAACUUGGGAAAUCGCCUUUUCUCAUCACAAAUUGAGUUUCCUGGAGUUUGGGCACAAUUUCGAGUCUGAGCAUCCAAAAGCGUUUCAAUUUAGUUCCAAAAUUUUCAAAAGAAUUGCUUAAAAAUGGUCAAAAAACGACAUUGGCAAGCUGCAACUUUUGAAAUCGUCUGAAACUCGACUUUCGACAAUAAAAGACAAUUUCCAAAGUCGUCCAAAAUUGUCGAAAAAUUUCUCAAAAAUGAUCAAAAAACGAGAUUAGCCAGCUGCAGCUUUUGGAGCCACCUGAAACUUGACUUUUGACUAGAAAAAAACGAUCCAUAAAGUCGUGUUUUUUGGAUAAUUUUUCGAAUAUUCGAUGGCCCAAAAAAUACCUCAUGAGCUCCAUGACUUUUGAUGUAUCCUAGAAAUUAUCAUUUUAUUGUUUUAGUCACAUUUUCAAAUUUUUUUUAUCGGCAGAAUUGGACAAAAUUUAAAAUUUUGAGACCUCUGGACCCCUUAGUUUCGGAAUUGGACAGAUAUAAAUUCUACUUGGGGGUCUUCUACUUUUGGAAAAAAAAUCAGGUCAAGUAGGUUAAUGUACACUUGUCUUUUGAGGUUCCCUUGUGAGUUGAAUUUUUCAUGCUCAAAAUUUGAAACGGUGCUGUAGAAAGUCCAAGUAUAUGGAGCACCUCUCCCUUCACAAAUUCUUGGAAAAAUUUCAUUUUUGUUUCUGAAAAAGAAUUGGGGGUUGUGCACUUUGAAUACAAUUGGUCUCCUUCCAUAAAGAGGCAGCCGACGAGUGUGCACAACACUGUUUGUCAGUCUCAUUUAGGGCCAUCAACUGACGAAAUUGAUCAACAGGAAGCUGACUUACCUGAAUGUGGUUGGCCAAGGAUAAAAUCUUGGUCUUAAAGUAGCAAUUUACCAAAAAUAAAAAAUUUAUACGACGAAACAGCGAGAAAUUUCAUAAAAAACAUUCUUCAGAAGGGAUAAUAAAACAAGUUAUAUGGAUCAACUUUGAACAUUUGCAGCAUCGAUGAUCGUUGAGAUUUGAAUUUGAGGCGAAAAAAUGUUGAAAUUCCUGCAGGAAUUCGCAAACACUUUCAAGAAAUAAAAAUUUUUGAAAGUAUACGUCAUCAAAAUGACAUUGGCUAUUUCACAAACAUCUCGUUGUUCAAACCUGCUGGGCAGUUUUACGAACCCAAAUUUAGAGGGUGUAUACCCAAACAACUUCUGACGAAAAAAAAGAAGAAAAAACAUUUUGAAAUUCUAUUAUUCAAAAUUCAUCAACUUAAAUACCAUUGGAAUUUAGAAAUUAAAUAUUUGUCAUCAUUUUAAAAAUUAAAAAACUUCUGACAACAAAAAACCAUUUAAAAAAUUCAUCAACUUAAAUACCAUUGGAAUUUAAAAAUUAAAUAUUAGCUAUCAUUUUAAAAAUUAAAAAGCUUCUGCAAAAAAAAAAAAAAAUUGAAAUUCUAUUAGGGCUACUUAAAAUUCAUCAACUUGAAUACAAUUGGAAUUUAAAAAUUGAAUACUUAUUUGACAUAAAAAAAAAAACAUUUGAAAUUAUAUUAUCUAGAAUAUAGAUAUCAUGGAAUUCAAAAAUCAAAUAUUUGUAGUCAUUUCAAAAAUUAAAAAUUUUCUGACGAAAAAAAAAUUGAAAUUUUAUAAUUAAAAUUCAUCAACUUAAAUACCAUUGGAAUUUAAAAUUAAAUAUUUGAGGAGCGAUAUUCCAAAACGCCCUUAGUCCACUUUUUGAAAUUUUACAGGAGAAGGAAAAAACGUGGUACGUAAGAGGUUACGUUACAUUUGGCAUUGGUGAUUGUUCUGUUACCUACCCAAACACUUCCCUGGUGCUAUGCUUUAAACAUUUUUACGCGAUAUGUUGAUUAGUGCCUUUGAGCGUUCAUGAAAGUGACCUAUGUUGACAAAGGCCGUUUUGGAAAAUUUUUUUCAAAAUGUAAAGUGAUUAAUGUUUCAAUAGCUAUUUCUCAACUGUUCGUCGAGAUUAUUUUUUUUAAAGUUGUUUUUCAUUUCAUCGGGUGAAAGGGGUUUUUCAACUUUUCCGACAGAUAGGUACGUAAAAAUAGGGGUCAAAUGGGUCAACUUCACCUAUAAAAACUUUUUUUCAUGUUUUGAAUAAAAAAAUCGCGUUUUUUUGCAAACUUGAAUUUUUUAAAAUCGACUUUGCAACAUGUUACCAUGCCACUUUUUUAAUAUUAUGUUGUUCAGCAUAAAAAGUUGUGCAUGAUAUAUUUUUUUCAGAAUUUUUGAGAGUCCGAACGAUAUGAAAACUAUGUUUUGAAACUUUUUGAGCUAAUUUUUUGUACAAUAUAAAGUGGCAACACCAGGCAUCGUAGCCGGUCACUUUUAUAGUGACUUAAGUCACUUUUAUCACGAAAUGUAACUUUUGGUAACUUUUUUCAUCAAAAAAUCACUAUUGGUCACUUUUCUUCCAAAAAAAGUCACUUUUUUGUUUUUUUUUCGUUUUUUACUUAAACAAAAUUUUCAUCCAAAUUAGGCCUAUCGUUUUUUUACUCAUUUUCAAAGGAUUUUAAUGACAAUUUUCUUUAUUAAACAAUUUCAGAAUUUUAAGAACACAAAUUUUUACUUUUCGAAACAUCAAUUUUCGAAAGCUUUUGCCCUCGCUUCGCUCGGGUUUGUUUCUUUUCUUUUUCAAAAUAAAGAGAUUUUUUUUUAAAAAUCAAGUUCUAAAGCCAAAAAAUAAACUUCUUACAAAAAAACAUGUUUUUUUGCCUCUCAAAAUACAAAUUUUCAAGAGCUUUCGCCCUUGAUUAGGCCUAUCUUUUUUCAUUUUCAAAAUCAACUUCCUUCAAAAAAACAUCAUUCGAAUUCUAAAAUUUUAAAAAUAAAAAAAUGAACUCCUCGUUCUUACAUUUUUGUUUUUAAACGGAUUUUCCGGUGGGGCCAGGCGGGAGAAUAAAGUAAUAAUUUCUAGGUGAGAUAUUGAAAGUUUUUUUGCUUUUGUUUUUCGAUUUUUUGCUCUCCUGAACGCUGGAAUUUAAAAAAAAAUGGUCACUUUUUUCACUGAUAAAAGUCACUAAAGUCACUUUUUUUAGAAAAAUUUGGCUACGAUGCCUGGGCAACACUGAUUUUUAAGAUAUCACCAAAAAGCCUUUCAAAACCCUAACUAUGAGAAAAAGUUCCAUUUCGAUAGGUAUCGCGGUUAUAUUGAGUAAUCCACUGUUGAAAUGGAUGAUAUUUGAGGAUCACUGAAACUGGCUACCUUUAAAAAUGGGCUAGAGGGAUGCGAUUUGCACCAUUGGUCAUCCCUUCGGAAGGUCUUUCCACAGGAAAAAUUUCAAAAAAAUCGCCGAACCCCCUACCACUUCUUGGUCCAAUUGACGUGGAAUAGCCCUGCUCUUUAAUUAAAACACAUUUCCAACAAUCACUGGAUAAAGGCCGUUUUGGCGGGACUUUCAUUUUUUAAUUUUUUUAAAAAUUGGCUUUUUAGAUGGGAUUCGCGCUGUAUUUGGGUAGAUUAGAAGUGUAGGUAUGAAAGUCCAUACAUUAUCCACCAGAAGGCGCCAAAAAACGCAAUUCGAAAAAAAUGGUCUUAAGUGCGUUUUGGAAUAUCGCUCCUCAUUUGUAAUCAUUUUAAAAAUUGAAAAACACUUCACGCAGGUACGGCAGGUAACACUGUAGAGGUAACUUUUCAUCAUUGGUUCAUCUCGAGAGGAUAUUUUUCAACCCUGUUUUCUAAUAAUCCACUGCAUCAAAAUUGUUUCCAGUCUUGAAAGUCGAAACCCCAGCAAUACGUUAUAUUGUUACGAUUGCGAACAAUUCAAAAGAGAGAGAGCUGCAAAAAAAAAAAAAAAAAGAAUUCGCAUUUACGACGACACACAACGCAUUUCUCAAUAGUUACACUAAAACUAACGAAAAGAACAACCUAAUAAAGCAUACCGAUGCUACACAAUGAAAUUUCCUGGAAUUUCAAUUCGUACAAUUUAUAUCUACAAUCUACGUAGCGUUUAUAGUAAAAAAGAACCGUCUUCGCCAUAAAAUUAGCUUGAAAUAAAAAAUAAAAAAAAUCCACUAUCAUGUAACAACUCGAAGAAAAAUCCAUCCUCCGGCCAUUUAUGUUAUACCAUUUUUCAUUAAUGAUCGUUUACUGUCUUCCAUUACAUUCUAAAUGCUCUUAUUUUAUUAUAAUUGAACCUGUAAUUAAUAUAUUUAACAUAAUAACGUUUAUUUUGUUGUUAUACUUUAUAAUCUUUAUUUUUAUCCGCUAAUAUAAAGUAAUUUUUUUUUUUUAAUCGUUAGGAAAUGGUGUAAUUUUUGUUCUUUUUUUUUGAAAUUUUGUAGCACACUAUUUUCAUUGAUUUAUUAUCGUUUUUUUUUUGUUUCUUUGUUUUCGUUCAUUUUGUUAUUCUUUACAUUGGAUAUAUACUUUUUAACUGUUAUCAUAUUAGUUUCUUUUAUAAACAAUGUUUUUUUUUUCGUUUGUUUUUUCGUUCUCGUUCAUUUACAUAAAUUGUACGGUGUUUUCCCACACAUACGCGUAUAUAGAGAUAAUUAUAUUAACAUGUUGAUUUUUUUUCUAAAGGUAAUGUUAAUUCCAAAUAUCAUUUAAGUUACCAUGAAAAUAAUUUUUAACUAUGUUAACAUUUUGAUUACUGUGUAGAUUCUCUCACCGAAAUGGUCACUCUUCUAUACCAGGCCUAAAAAAUAUAUUAUGUAUUUUGCGUAUAAAACGAUAAAAUUUCAAUUUCGCAUAUUUUCCUAUAUAUUUUCGAGGAUGUACGCUGUGUAGUUGUUUUUCUUAUUUUUUUUCUCCGCAUCUUCUGUGAGUUGAAUGGAAUUUGUAAAUUUUAUACAUAUAAUUUACAAAGAAAUCUCCAAAGCUGAGAAAAAAGGUUACGGUUAAGAAAAAAAAAAAAAAAAAACUAUUUUCUCGACUUAUAAAAAGAAACCUCUGAAAAUAUUUUCAGUCCUAAAUUCUCAGUAAGCAUAUGCGAUUUAGCUUCCAUAUCGAAAUUAUGAACUGAAAAGUUACUCGGUUUUCGUUAUUCUUAACAACGUUUUUAAACUCGAAUUAAAUCGAAGAAAAAAAACUACGAGAAUUUCAAAUGAAAUGGAGAUAAUUUGGUAAGUUUAUUUCAACUUUUUUUCGAAGAUUUUUUUUCUCGUGUACAAUUUUUUUCAUCUUCAAAAAUCCUAUUUAGUUUGGAUCGUUUACAAAAUUUUAUCACAUAUAUUCAGCUGUAUUGAUACCUAAUUUUUCAAACUGACAUAUGUAAAUAUGUACCUCAAGAUGGGUCUUCAGUUUGUGAAUUUCAAAAUAAAGCUACAUUGAAUCCAAAAUCUUGUCUCAAAAUAUUGAUUUUGACCCUUUGGGACUCGAUGGCACAAAAAUUAUUUUUUUCAAUUUUUUUAAAAUAUUUUUUAUGACUGAACGAAAUUGUGAAAAUAUUUUCUAUCUUUGAAAGUAAAACUGAUGUCUCAUAAACUAUAAAUUUCCAAAGAAUUUUCACAAAAUUUUAGAACACGAGAAAAAUUUGGAAACGAGAUUCGGUCAAAUCUCACUUUGGAAUUCCACUUUGACAUGAUCAAAAUAAAUUCUAAUUUCAAAAUGAAUUUAAAUCAAAAAUUGAAUCCCCUCCCAAAAAAAAUCAAACAAAUUCUCAAAUAAAAAUUCUAAGAUAACCUAGAAAGAUAAAAGAAAAUCUUCUGUUCAAAACACCCUAACUCUCUCACCUUUAGACACCUCUGCUCCAAAUUCCAUUGGCUUUUCAACAAAAUCUAUUCCCAUUUUGCCACCUCGCGAGCAUCCAAAUUACACACGAAUACGAACCGCUGACCAAAAAAAAACACUUCAAACAGGCAUAAUUAAUUGACGUAAUCCUCUUCUUAGUGAUGCUAAUCGCAACAUGUCGAUAUGAAAAUGAACUGAUGGCCGUAUUCAACACCUAUCGACUCGAGAGUACUACUCGCAUAUCUAAUGCACUGGCCAGGCUUAAUUCAUUUAUACAGAUAUUGAAGUCCGGACCCUAGGCUGCUUUGAAAUUCAAACGCUCGCACGAAUCGAGUCGAGCUUAUGAUUAACGCAAUUAAAUUUUGAGAACCUCGAAUGAGCAACGAGCUAUCGCAUUAUGGAAAACAACCAAACCAUACUCUCUCGUUAAUACAUAAAUCCUGCUCUCCCUCCACUCGUGAUGAGCUCUGCUCUCGUUGAAAUUAUAUAAUCUCGACGAGGAAAAAAUCUUCUAUACCGAUUUUUUUGUCAGAAUAACAAAAGAGGUUUAUUGUGUUUGAAAACAUUAAGAAAAUAAAUUACCGAAAAAUUCCACAUUUCAUCCGAAACAGCGCUACUCAAUUGUACCAAAAAAAGAGAAAAAAAAUUACGUUGCUUUUGUAAAACAUGGCGGAAGAAGUAAACUUACCCCUCAGACUACAUCUCACCGUCGUCGUCGUAUAUUUUGGCUAAAUUAAGAUAAAACCGCAUUACCUUUAUUGUUAUCAAGAGUUAACAGAACGAAAAUUGUAUAUUUUUUCACAAAGAAGAGUAAUUUACAAAGCAACUUUUCCUACAACGAGACGCGAAAAGAAAAAAAUUGUUAAACGCGAAGAUUUCUUUUUUUUUUUAUUUAUUUUGCGCAAAUACCUUGCAGAAUAUAAGUUCGAGUGGAAAUGAUUUAUUCUCGAGAUUUUUCAACCUUAAUUUUUUUUUCGCUCGGUUUUACACGAAACUGCAGUUCCAAGCGAUUCUCAAAUAAUAUUUCGUCGCGAGGUUUUUCUCAACUCGUUAUGAUAUAGUGAAAAGUAUGUAUUUUAUGGCUCACUGGUAUCGAAGAAAUGGGAUGAUCUAUAAUAAUUUCGAUGUAUCAACGAGCUACCGGAGAAGUGGGCUUGUUAUGGUGUAAAAACUUACAACAAAGAAAUUUGAAAUCUUCAUUGUUACAAAAUUUCUUUUAUAAUUUGACAAUUCUUUCAAAUUGGCUGGUAAAUUAGAGCAGAGGAUAAAAAAAGUUGUUCAUUAUUAUAUCUGAAAUUUCAGUACGAUCCUAUACAAAUUUUCUAGUAUCGAGCGACUCGAAUAAAUAAUUCGAAAAUACACCCGAAGGUUUUCGGUUGGAACAGUUCAUGAUUUUGCAUUAAAAAUUCAUUUUCUAGGUUGGUUUCAAAAUUUGAAAAUUUUCUUCGAGAUUUGCUUUACGAAAUUUGAGGAAAAAAUUUGAAAAAAAUGCACAAAAAUUUGCUCAAGAAUUUGAAAGAAGAAAAACAAAAUUCAUAGCUCAUCAUUUGAUUCAAAAAAAAAAAAAAAAAAAAAUCAAUAGGUUGAAAGGAGGAGUCCCGAUAAGGCCACUUUUUGGGCCCCCCAAAGUUAUCGACUCGACUACUCUUAAAAUGUUGUAAUAAAUGUCCCAAAUACGAAUCCGUGAUUAGUUAACCCAAAAUGACCAUUUUUGGGCUCCAGGGGUUCCCAAAGUUGUGAAUAAAAAAAGAAUUUUAGGAACCACUGAGUAUUAUUUUCAAAACCUUUUCAAGCGUAAAAUAUCUGUUUGAGCCCGAUAAACGUUAUGCGAGGUGAUUUUGCUAUUUUCGACCCUCAGAGGCAGAAAUUGGGGGAUUUCAAUUUUUGGAAAAUUUUGGAAUCGUCAUUUUGACCUUACCUCUUUGAACCCCGCUAAAAAGCUUUUUACAGUUUAUUAGUAUUCGAAAGAGCUUCAUCUCACCAAAUUUUGAGCUCAAUAAAAUUUUCCGCUGGUACUCAAAAAUCCAAUUUUCGAAUUUUUUGUAAUUUCAAUAUUUUGGGAACCCCUGGAAAGCAGAAAAUAUGCGAUUUGCGCCAAACGUAAUGUUUUGAGGUGUAUAUUCCAUUAUCUAGAUGAAAAAGUUCAACUGAGCUCCCUUUAUGUUUGUAAUUUUGAACCCCCUUUUUAGAGGCCCCCACUUUAGGCACCCCUAAAAACAGUGUUCAUGCAUAUUUUUUUUAAUAAAUUGAAUAAUUUACAUUAGAAACACAGUAGGAAGAGGUAGAUAAUUUUUCAUUCGAUUUCAUCUGUAACUUUCAAAAUUAAGCUUUUUUGGGGCAAAUUCUGGGAUUUUACUCUUUGAAAAAACGUUUAAAUGACGUUUUCACGAUUUAAACGAAGUAAAAUCUCAGAAUUUGACCCAAAAAAGCUUAAUUUUGGAAGUUACAGAUAAAAUCGAAUGAAAAAUUAUCGAUCUCUUCCUAGUGUGUUUCAAACUUAAAUUCUUCAAUUUAUUUGAAAAAAUAUGCAUAAACUCCUUUUUUAGGGGUGCCUAAAGUGGGGGGCUCCAAAAAAAAGGGUUCAAAAUUACGAAUAUGCAGGAAGCCUAAUUAAACUUUUUCAUCUAGAUAAUUGAUUAUAUACCUCAAAACGUUGCGUUAGGCGCAAAUCGCAGGUUUCUAGCUUUCCAGGGGUUUCCAAAAUAUCGAAAUUACGAAAAAUUGGAAAAUUGGAUUUUUGAGUACCAGCGGAAAAUUUUAUUGAGCUCAAAAUUUGGUAGGAUGGAGGUCUUUCAGAUACUAAUGAACUGUAGAAAGCUUUUUGGCGGGGUUCAAAGGGGUAGGUUCAAAGUUGUGGCUCCAAAAUUUUCCAAAAAUCAAAACCCCCCCAAUUUCUGCUCCCGAGGGUCGAAAAUAAAAGAAUCACCUCACAUAACGUUUAUUGGGUUCAAACAGAUAUUUUACGCUUAAAAAGUUUUUGAAAAUAAUUGUCAAUGGUUCCCAAUGUUCUUUUCUUAUUCACAACUUUGGGAACCCCUGGAGCCCAAAAAAUGGUCAUUUUGGGUUAACUAACCACGGAUUCGUAUUUGGGACAUUUAUUACAACAUUUUAAGAGUAGUCGAGUCGAUAACUGUCCGGGGCCCAAAAAACGGCCUUAUCGGGACUCUCCUUUGAAAAAUAAAUCAAUUUCUCAUCAUUUUCUCGGUGUUUGUGAUAAAACGAAAAAAAUCUCAAGAAAAAAAAUGAAACGAGACCAAAAAAUCGCAAUAAAACUAAUGAGUUGAAAUGUCAGAAAAUUUAGGAUACGAUCAAACAUCAAAAUAAAAUAGAAAAACUAUUUAUUAAAAAAAAAAAAAAAAAAAGAAGGAAAGUCCCAAAAAUAUGUUUUAUUACCUGAAAGAAUUAUCAGAAUAGAAGCAAUUUUUCACUUUCACCCCUUUUUUGAAGUAGGAGAGUUAAAACACAAUUAUUACAAUUCAAUUGAGCCCAAAAAAUAAAACUUUCAUUUCUGAAAAAUUUUUCUUGAGAAAGAAAACAAAAAAAAACAAAUGCACGAUAUGACGAUCCACCUCAUCCCCUCUCUCUUUCAAAUUACUCUUAUGUGAUGUAUUUCGAUAAAAUGUAAAUUUAUUUGCGUCUUCCAAGCAUGACCAUCUACGGUGCAUUAUUUUGAAUAAAAAUUAUUCCGGAAGGACACAUCGAAAAUGGCAGGAUGAAAGGUUCAUGAAUUAGGUAACAUUUUUCUCAUUGUUUUCGAUUCAUUUUUCACCCCCUAAGAUGUAUACGGUGGUAGAUAUUUUGUAAUAAAUACACAAUCACCUAUGAAUCUUAAUACACCACGUUGACCUAUAAUAAUUAUUUCAUCUUUUUUUUUCACCGCUCCGCAGAGAAGUUGCGCGAAUACAUUUUCAUAAAUUAUGCAAAUCACUGUUCGUAUUCGAAAAAUUUAAUUAAAUCUUCGCUUUUUAAAUUUAAUAAUAGAAAAAAAAAGAACAAUGCAACUCGAAUAUUCUAAUAAUUUAAUUUCUUUCGUUAAAUUUAAACUUUUUAAUCAAGUUUUAUAGUCAUGUAUCUUAUUUACUUUGGUUUUCAAUUUCGUCUCUCGAUCGAGCUGUGUGAUUGGCCAAGGAAAAAAAAACUUCAGAUUUUAGAAAAAAAUCUAAUCGUAAUAAGAAAUUUUUUUAUUCAAAUUAAAACGUAUUUUUCUAUCGUAAAAAAAAAUGGAGAAAAUUUAAAAAAUCGAUUCCAAGAUUAUAAUAUAUUUUGUCGUCGGCGUAAAUUGUAGCUAAAAAUACGAUUUCUGAGUAGAAUUCGAUUAAGCAAAGAGAACAUUUUCUGGUUAAAAUUAUUUCAAUUUUGUUUAUAAGUUGACGGAAAAGGCAAGAAAAGUUUACAGGGUUGAGGAAAAAAAAUCCAUGAAACGGUGUCGCGCUUAUGCAGAUAGUUUAUUCUUUUACGAUUGGCAAAUACUAUGGAAAAAAGUAAAUAAGGUGGUAACAUUUUUAAUAAAAUUUUCAGUGGUUAUCCACUUUAAAAACAAAGAACCCAUGUGUACAGCCGAAUAAGAAACGCUUACAAAGCUGCUUUACCUUAACCGAACCCAUUGGGCAUUCAUAAAAAAUUUAUAACUGCAAAAUAGUCGCAGCAUGUUGUGCUUUGUGUCAGCAGUUCUCUCGGCUUUUUCUUGAUGAAUAAUUUAGUUUCACGUUUUUGAAAAUUAAUUCUCCUCGCAGACUUUCCAACUUACGCAUAACGGUUCGAGUGAAAAUCAUUAUUACAAAUUUUCAACCGUUUAAAACUCGCGAAAUACGUAUUAUAUAGCCUUUUAGAGUGUUUCAAAUUAACUGUGUCUUUUAAUUUUGGCAAAAAGGGACCAAAAAUGCAUAUGCGAAAUGUUAUUAACGCUUUCAAAGCUUACGUUACGUUAGGUAGGUACUACGAGCAUGAAACAGUGCGAUUAAAUCAGCGUACAUUCUAUGCCUACUACGUUGUAAUAAUAAUAAUAAUAAUAAUUCAUAUUUUGCGAUCAAAUUGAAAUUUUAUCGAUGUUUGCGCGCCCAAGAAAUGUUGCAAUUCUGUGAAAAAAUAUUUACUUUAAGGGUGUUUUUUUUUUCUUGUUUUAGGUACUUGUUCACAUCUGUUAUACAUAAACGUGUAUGUAUAAAUUGUUUCAUUUACAUUUUUAUUUAUUCUAUUUUCGUUUUUUUUUUUCGUUUUGUUCAAUACUUUACCACAAAUUUUACAUGUACAAAUUAUAUUGCAUUUUUUUAUUUCCUAUUUUAUUUUCUUUUUUUUUCUCGAAUAGAUAAUGUGAAAAUUUAUUUCAUUGAUUUUUAUUAUAAUGUAUUAUACUGUAAUAAUUCUGAAAAAAUUAAAUAAAUUUCUUACCCAUA